Bipolaris oryzae ATCC 44560 is the source of this 1725-nucleotide messenger RNA. RefSeq lists its product as uncharacterized. The record is from RefSeq and is a predicted model, not a curated record. Bases 1 to 1725 code for a protein of 574 amino acids. Gene Ontology annotation, molecular function: phosphatidylinositol-4,5-bisphosphate phospholipase C activity. Gene Ontology annotation, biological process: phosphatidylinositol-mediated signaling; lipid metabolic process. The transcript has a single exon. NCBI's taxonomy places the organism in Eukaryota, Fungi, Ascomycota, Dothideomycetes, Pleosporales, Pleosporaceae.
AUGGCGGAACUAGUCUCCGGCAUCGCAAAGCUCAAUCCUUUCUCCAAGAAAAGCGUCGACGAUGAAGAUAAGGGCGAGGCCAUUGAUGCGGGGACUGUGGCUGGUGGGGGCCAUGCCUCACGGGAAUCGCACACCACCAAAGACCAGCUCCGUGUGAGCAAAGGACUGCAGCACCAUAUCAUCGAGAAUAACAUCCUGCACAAGCCAAAAUCUGGCUCAGAAGCAGAAUGGGUCUCAGCAUUACGAGAGAUGCUUAGCAGGAACCACGUCAACAUUCCCCGGGAACUCCUCGACAGAAACCAUCCACUUCCCGAGUACUUCAUCAGUUCAUCGCACAACACAUACCUGAUGGCUCACCAACUCUAUGGCGAGUCUCAUGCACAGGCAUAUGAGAUUGCUCUUCACACUGGAUCGCGCUGCGUUGAGAUUGACGCUUGGGACAACGAUGAGAAUGCCGACGAACCCAAAGUCACUCAUGGCUACACACUCGUCUCUCACAUACCCUUCCGAGAGGUGUGUGAAACAAUCCGGGAUGUUGUUGACAGGGAAGCUGCAAAUGAGGUCGAUGCUGCGCCCAUCCUUAUUUCUUUGGAGAACCAUUGUGGCGCGCACGGCCAGCUUCGCCUGGUACAAAUUUUCCAAGAGGUUCUUGGUCACCGGCUCCUUAGUCAAGAGGUGCGCGACAAAGGCACACGCGAACAAAAUGACCCCACAAAGCAUGAGCAUGUCACCCUUGCUGAGUUGGGAAACAAGGUGGCAGUCAUUGUUGAGUAUCACUUACCUGAUGAACAGGAGACCAGCAGCAGCAACUCUUCCAGUUCCGGCGAUGAAGAGCAAAAGCAAGCUCAUCAGGCAUAUGUAGAACAAAAAAGGACUGCCCCGACUGGAACCAUCAUUCCCGAGCUUGCAAACCUGGGGGUAUACGCGCAGUCUGUCAAGCCUGUUAAUAACUCAUGGUUUGAAGGCGAUCUUGAAAAUGCGCCUCACCACCAGCUCAUCAACGUCUCUGAAUCUGGCCUCAAGAGUCAUCUCCCAGCCAAUAGCGCAAAGAUUGCUCGCCACAACGCCCAUCAUUUGAUGCGCGUCUACCCCAAGGGCACCAGAAUCUCCUCCAAGAACCUAGCUCCCGUCCCUUUUUGGAGCAUUGGCGCACAGAUAUGCGCGCUUAACUGGCAAACGUUUGGUGCGAGCUCGCAGAUCAACGAAGCGCUCUUUACUGGCUCUAGCGGAUAUGUCCUUAAGCCUGCUGCCCUGCGCGCGGGUGGCUCUGGAAACCUUAGCACUGGAAGGCGGAAGCAGCUCCGACUACACGUCGCGGGUGCAACAGACAUUCCUCUGCCCAAAACACGCGACCCCAACGAAAUCAAGCCUUACCUAACAUGCACGCUUGUUCACCCCAACGACCUGAACAACAUGCCUCCAAAGCGCAAGACCGCCGUCUACAAACCCCAUAAACUCACUGGGUUUAUGCACAAAGACAACCCGCCUGCCACUGAACCACUGUGGAAGGAAGUACUUGAAUGGGAGUACGAGGAUAAUGAGAUGAUCUUCUUGCGCAUGUUGAUCAAGAGUGACGACAGUUUCUCCAAAAACCCGCUUUUCGCCGUUGCAGCUGUGAGACUGAUGUACGUUGCGCCGGGGUGGGUUUUUGUGCGCAUGUUUGAUCUGGCUGGACACGAAACGGAGUGUACGAUACUCGUUAAAUUUGAGUUUCUAGACAUCUAG